UCCUCCUCCCCUUUCCCUUCUUCCUUCUCUCUUCUCCGUCUUCUUCCUUCUCUUCUUUUCCUCUCCUCUCAUCAGAAAAGCUUCCAUUUCUGUGUUGCUUCCUUUUUUUUAUACAACCAUUAAAGUACUCCUGAAACCUUAAAACCAAAAAGAAAAGAAAACAACCCAAACUACAGGUGAGCAAGAGGGCUGGAAAGGAAACCAUGUAUCCAUCCAUCCAUCCAAGCAAUGGCAGAUCCGUAGGUGAAAACUUGGGGUCUCCAAGAACAACAAGUAGUGGGCAUUACUGUAAGCGAGAGAGCUAGGUAAAAGGGUAGACUCUACGAAGAAAGCAGGCAAAGAUUAUCAAUGCCAUAAUAUAGUUUAUUCUUGUUAUUACACUUGUCGUUGUGAAGAAAUGGUGAAGGGUAUCUUAGAGUGAGAGAGAGAGAGAGAGGGCAAAAGUCAGCUCUCUGUGGUGUGGUCUACCCUUUUUACCUAUUUUUCCUGCCCCCAAUAGAAUCUUGGAAAUACCCGACCCGUUUCAGUAUAUAAAAGGUAAGGACAGAAACCCAAACUCAAGAAAAAAAAAAGGGUUACUAAGCCCUAGGGUUCCUGGUGUUGGGGGGCGUCCGCAAUAUGCCCGCCGGAGUAAUGAUUCCGGCGAGAAACAUGCCAUCGGCGGCGGCCAUACUGAGAAACGGCGGUACAAGUAGCAGUGGCAGCCUUGGUAUUGGUGUUGGUGGCGGAUUUGGUUCAUCUACUCUUCCAAUACUAGGCCAGCCGGGCAUGAUGGACGGAAUGGGAGGGCUUCAGUAUCACCACCUCGACAUGAUGACUCAGCAGCCCACGCCGGAGAGUGACAUCCCCGCCGGCGCCGGCGGAGAGUUCGACGUCAGCGGCGGCAGCGACAACCAGCUGGAAGGCGUGGGGUCCGGCGAUGAUCAAGAGCAGCAGGACCAGCAGCGGCCCAAUAAGAAGAAGCGGUACCACCGCCACACCCAGCACCAGAUCCAGGAAUUGGAAGCUUUUUUCAAGGAAUGUCCACACCCAGACGACAAGCAGAGGAAGGAGCUGAGCAGGGAGUUAGGGUUGGAGCCACUGCAAGUCAAGUUCUGGUUCCAAAACAAGCGUACCCAAAUGAAGACACAACACGAGCGAGUAGAGAACUCCCAACUGAGAGCGGAGAACGACAAGCUGCGAGCGGACAACAUGAGGUACAGAGAAGCACUUAGCAACACGUCAUGCCCCAACUGCGGCGGGCCUACCGCCAUCGGAGAAAUGUCCUUCGACGAACACCAUUUGAGGCUCGAGAAUGCCAGACUCAGAGAGGAGAUUGAUCGCAUAUCGGGCAUAGCCGCAAAGUACGUGGGGAAGCCAGUGAUGAACUACCCGCUCAUGUCCUCGCCCAUGGCGACACGUCAGCUCGAGCUCGGCGUCGGCAACUUUGGAGGUUCACCACCAGUAGACAUGUACACGGGCGGCGGAGGAGGAGGAGGAGGAGCGGCUGGGGACUUGCUGAGAGCGAUAGGCGCGCCGCCAACGUCGGAAGCCGAUAAGCCGAUGAUCGUCGAGCUGGCGGUUGCGGCCAUGGAGGAGAUGGUGAGGAUGGCUCAGAUCGGCGAGCCCUUGUGGAUCGUGGACGGCCCGAAUCUGGUGCUGAACGAGGAGGAGUACCACAGGAGUUUCCCUCGCGGGAUUGGGCCCAAGCCCAGUGGGUUCAAGUGCGAGGCCUCCAGGGAGACUGCGGUUGUCAUCAUGAACCACGUCAGCCUCGUUGAGUAUCUCAUGGACGUGAAUCAAUGGUCUGGUUUGUUCUCUGGAAUAAUCUCAAGGGCGAUGACAUUGGAAGUGUUGUCCACUGGCGUUGCAGGGAACUACGACGGCGCACUGCAAGUGAUGACGGCUGAAUUUCAACUCCCAACUCCACUGGUCCCAACCCGUGAGAGCUACUUCGCCAGAUACUGUAAGCAGCACGCCGACGGGACGUGGGCGGUGGUCGACGUUUCCUUGGACGACCUACGACCGAGCCCGGUGGCCGACCGGUGCCGGAGAAGGCCCUCGGGUUGUUUGAUCCAAGAAAUGCCCAACGGUUACUCCAAGGUGACGUGGGUUGAGCACGUGGAAGUGGACAACCGGGGAGUUCACGAUCUAUACCAACAGGUAGUGGACUCCGGCCACGCCUUCGGGGCAAAACGGUGGGUGGUAACCCUAGACCGGCAGUGCGAGCGGCUCGCCAGCGCCAUGGCUACCAACAUCCCAACCAAUGACGUCGGCGUGAUAACGAAUCAAGAAGGGAGGAAGAGCAUGAUGAAGCUGGCGGAGAGGAUGGUGGUGAGCUUCUGCGCGGGCGUUAGCGCCUCCACUGCUCACACGUGGACGACACUAUCCGGGACCGGAGCCGACGACGUCCGAGUCAUGACCCGGAAGAGCGUCGACGAUCCCGGGAGGCCGCCGGGGAUCGUCCUCAGCGCCGCCACUUCCUUCUGGCUCCCUGUCCCUCCCAAAAGGGUGUUUGACUUUCUUCGCGACGAAAACUCUCGUAGCGAGUGGGACAUUCUGUCGAACGGUGGGAUUGUACAAGAAAUGGCUCACAUUGCCAACGGCCGUGACACCGGCAAUUGCGUCUCUCUUCUUCGUGUCAACAAUGCGAAUUCGAGCCAGGGGAACAUGUUGAUACUGCAAGAGAGCUGCACGGACCCGACGGCGUCGUUUGUGAUCUACGCGCCGGUGGACAUAGUGGCGAUGAACGUGGUACUCAACGGCGGGGAUCCGGACUACGUGGCUCUGCUCCCGUCAGGGUUUGCCAUUCUGCCUGACGGUGGCGCGGGGGCUGGAGAAUCCGACGGCGUGGCUGCUGGUGGAGGUUCUCUGCUGACUGUGGCGUUUCAGAUAUUGGUGGAUUCCGUUCCGACGGCGAAGCUUUCUCUUGGUUCGGUUGCUACCGUGAACAAUCUCAUUGCUUGCACCGUCGAGAGGAUCAAGGCUGCUUUGUCUUGCGACAAUGCUGCGGCCUGAGCUGAUAUUUUCAAGGUAAUUGUGGCUUUCGAUGGCAAAAUUUUCACAAAGGGAGAGAAUUGGAUGGGAAAGGAGAAGUCAAGAGCGCACCUUUUUACAUGAUCCUCUAUAAUUGUGUUCAUGGGAAAUUUUGCCAAAUUGAGCCACCAGAAUUGGCAAAAUUUCUCAUGAGCGCUAGUUUAUAACAGGGUUAGAGGUUCGGGAAUUGACUUCCAAGGAAGAAGAUUUGAUUUGUUGUUUCUAGAGAAGCUUGAUUUAUAUUUUAAGUAAAUCUAAGAUGGAAACUCCCUAGUUCUCUCUUUCUCUCUUCGUUGUAGUUUACCUUCCAAAUUUUAAUCAUAACAAUGUAGUUUUCAGUGUUCUGAUGGAAAGCAGGACUAUGAGGGUCCGGGUUUUGUUCGUUCUUCUUUUACCAAAC
Messenger RNA from Linum tenue, 3415 nucleotides. The record is from the annotation of a GenBank genome assembly. NCBI's taxonomy places the organism in Eukaryota, Viridiplantae, Streptophyta, Magnoliopsida, Malpighiales, Linaceae.